Molecule: messenger RNA, 1791 nt
Organism: Emiliania huxleyi CCMP1516
Lineage: Eukaryota; Haptophyta; Isochrysidales; Noelaerhabdaceae
Gene: NTD5
Product: putative 5'-nucleotidase
Exons: 1
Coding region: 1-1791 (596 amino acids)
Biological process (GO): nucleotide catabolic process
Molecular function (GO): hydrolase activity; calcium ion binding
Source: RefSeq, a predicted model, not a curated record
AUGGCUGGCGUUGCCGCGCCCUUCAAACAACAAAAACUGCACCUGGCGGGGCCCGCCUCUGCACAUUCUUCGGCGGGCGCGGCUGCGUGCAAGCUGAGGAUCAUCCACGUGAACGACGUGUAUCAGCUGAAGAAUUUUCCAAAGCUAAGCACACUCAUCAAGGAGCAGAGCGAGGGCUUGCCAAAGGGAAACGUCAUUGUCACGCUCGCGGGCGACUUCAUCGCACCGUCGCUGCUGUCGGCGCUUGACCACGGCGCGGGCAUGAUCGAGCUGAUGAACAGCGUGGGUGUAACGCACGUGUGCUUUGGCAACCACGAAUCCGACGUGCCCUACGAAAGCCUCAAGCAGCGAAUCGGCGAGUUCAAAGGGAAGUGGAUCAACUCGAACAUGCCGGAGUUUGAUCCGAAGCUGCCCGAGUUCGACGUCCUCAGCCUGACGGACGAGGCGGGCGUGGCCGACGCGCGGGAGGUGGGGCUACUCGGGCUGCUCAUUGGCGGCGUUGACCGCGGCCACAACUUUGGCGCCAACUAUCGCGAGGGCGCGCUCGGCGGCGGCGCGGCGAGCAUCGUCGCGGUGAUGCAGGCCCACGCGGAGGCGGCGGCGAAGCUGCGCGCGGCCCACCCCAAUAUCGACUGCGUGAUCCCGCUAACGCACCAGGACCAGAAGGAGGACGAGGAGCUUGCCGCGACGGGCGAAUACGCCCUCGUGCUCGCCGGCCACGACCAUGAUCACACGAUCACAACGCACGGACCAAAGCAGACGGCUGUCGUCAAAGCGGGGCAGGACGCACACAACGCAGUCGUGUGCGACGUCACGUGGGCUGCGGGUGCGGCGCGCGGAGCGCGGCCCGAGGUGACGACGACGACGCUCAAGGUGAAGUCGUACGAGAAGGACGCCAAGAUCGCCGCCGCCGUGACUCGCGCGGAAGCGCCUAUGCGAGAGCUCGAGAGCGCCACGCUCGCGCUGCUGCCCAAGGUAUGCAUCGGCCUGCCGGACGUUGGGGCAGUAAUACCUUCGUCCAAGGGCGCGCGGUACGGCCCGUGCUCGAUGGCGUGCUACCUGGCGGAAUGCAUGCGCGUGUGCGUCUCCGCAGACGUGGCCCUCUUGAACUCGGGCGCCGUGCGCGCCGACACCCAGUAUGACUCCGUCUUCACGUACGCCGACCUACAGAAGGAGUGCCCCUUCCCUUCGGAGUGCAUCGUCGUCUCAAUGCCUGGCAGCGUGCUCGUCGAGGCGGUGCGCGAGUCGCGCAAGGGAUGGCUCUCGAAAGGCGGUCCCACCGAGGAGUCGGGCGCGCUCCAGGUCGACCUCGGCUGCAAGUGCGACGAGAAGCACACGAUGUACCAGGCGGCGAAGGCGCCGAUCAACGCGUCUCGCGUGUACUCUGUGCUGGUCGACACGUACGACCUCGCCAAGGACCCCGUACUAUCCAGCUACGCGAAGGCCAACCCCGACAAGAUCCCGCCGGCCGAUGCCGGACGGCCGGCGAUGACGGUGCUCGUCGAGUACUUUUGCCGCGAGAUGUGGCGCAUGAUGGGCGACGCAGACGACGACGGCGAGAUCACCGACGCCGAGAUCGACGCGCUCUUUGACGAGUGCGACGCGGACAACUCGGGGGCCAUCGAUGCGGCCGAGCUCACCGCCGAGCUUGCCAAGAAGGUGGGCGACGGCGCGUCGCGCCUCGUGGCAAAGCAGAUGAUAGCGCUCGUCGACAAGGACGAGAGCGGCACCAUCGACCGGGCUGAGCUCAGUGCUGCGAUGAAGAAGCUUGCCGCGGGCAUGAAGUGGUGA